Messenger RNA from Bombus pascuorum, 1422 nucleotides. RefSeq names its product tigger transposable element-derived protein 2-like. NCBI's taxonomy places the organism in Eukaryota, Metazoa, Arthropoda, Insecta, Hymenoptera, Apidae. Gene Ontology annotation, molecular function: DNA binding. The transcript has a single exon. The coding region runs from base 1 to 1422 and encodes 473 amino acids. Gene Ontology annotation, cellular component: nucleus. The record is from RefSeq and is a predicted model, not a curated record.
AUGAGGUCAAUAAAAAAUCCGACAAAGUUGACAAUUGAAAAAAAAAACGAAAUCCUUCAGAAGUUAGAGAGCGAUCAGACUCCAAUAAACGCAGCCAUCAAGUAUAAUAUUUCAUUAAAUGCCGUGAGUGAAAUAUAUGAACAGAGAGAAGAGAUUAUAAAUCAUUUCAAGAUCAAGGGAAGACCGGCACAGAUACAGGAUAUAGAAGGAAUUCUUUACCAGUGGUGCAUAGGAUGUGAGAAAAAUAACAUAAAACUGACAAUAGCAGAGAUACGGAGAAGAGCUAUGGAAUUUAAUGAAACACUAAACGGAGAUCCUAGUUUUAUAGCUAGUUUAAAUUGGGCGAAAAGCUUUAUGCGGCGUUACAAUAUCAAUCAAGAGGAUGACGACAAAAUCCUAACUCCAAGUAAAAAUUCAGUGAAUGACUUCCGAAUUAGAUUUAAGCAAUUAUUAGAAGAGGAGGAUAUCAUAUUUCCGAACGUUUACAAUGCCAGUUACACACCAUUACUGUGGAAAGCAGUACCAGAAAGAACUUGGAUCUUUCAAAAUGAGAAUAAUGAUUGCCCACAAAUGUAUAAGGAUCACGUUAUUACAUUUCUUUGUGCCAAUGUUACCGGAACUCACAAGUUGCCGGUACUAAUAAUCGGCAGAAAUGGGAAAACUGUAGGUUCAUACAAUUUGAAUAUAAAUGCCUCCUCAACUACCUAUACAGGAAAUGACAGUGAUUGGGUGGACAUCAACAUUUUCAAUAUGUGGUUCGAGAAAUGUUUCUUAAAAUCAAUUAAAGAGAAAGAAAAGAACGCCAAGCGCAUAGAGAAAACUUUGUUGUUAGUAAAUAAUGCUAAGUGGCAUUAUUAUCUCGAGGAUAUAAAUAAAAAAUAUGAAUUCAUUAGAGUCAUAACUUUUCCAUAUAACGUUGCAGCACUCAUAGAACCAAUGGAAUGUGGAAUAAUCGAAUGUUUCAGGGGAAUGUACCGAAAAGAAUUGUUGGAAACAUUAAUGCCAUUACCUAACUGCAAUACGCAGGAUAAUGUGGCAAAAAACCAUUACGAUUUAAUCUUGUGGGAUUGUUGCCGUAUGAUACAUAAUGCUUGGUCAAAUGUCAAUAGUGCAGUAAUGCUAAAAGCGUGGAACCAGAUUGUGAAGACUGAAACCAGAAAGUGUGCCAAGAUAGUCAUAGCCAAGAAUAUCGCACGGAACGCAAAGGAAAUAUUUGAUUUGCUGAUGAAAUUACCAGGAUGCCAAAGCUGCCUGAAAGACCAUGUAAAAAAUUGGUAUCAACUUGAUAAUUUAGAUACCAUGGUCAUGAAAGUAUAUAGUGACAUAGUUCUUCGAGAUUUUCGAAAGGAAAUUACGGAAAAAUCGAAAUAUACUGUCGACAAUGAAGCUGGCACUUCUAAAAAAAGAGCUAACAUAGUUUGA